Molecule: messenger RNA, 2727 nt
Organism: Theileria orientalis strain Shintoku
Lineage: Eukaryota; Apicomplexa; Aconoidasida; Piroplasmida; Theileriidae
Exons: 12
Coding region: 1-2727 (908 amino acids)
Biological process (GO): mRNA 3'-end processing
Cellular component (GO): nucleus
Molecular function (GO): protein binding; mRNA binding
Source: RefSeq, a predicted model, not a curated record
AUGGUUCCUAAAGACCCAAAUUUUUCAAAUAAAUUUGUUGUAGCAAGUAAAAUUUUUGUUUCAGUCAUUCCUGACUCUAAUACCUUGAUUCCAGAGAAGUUGGCUUCUACCGCUCAAUCAGAAGUCCCAUCCAAUGUUUAUUUGUUGGAUACGCCCGAAGAUGAUGGAUCUUGGUUUAAGUAUAUGAAGGUGGCUAAAACACCAGAGCUGUUUGAGGAGGCCUGUUCUAUCUACCCUAAAUACUGGAAGGUUUACUAUCGUCACGCGCUGUACUAUAUUUACAACCGGGAUUCUUCAAAGGCUUUCGAAGUGUUCAACGAGGCUCUAAAAUCAUAUUUGGUAUUUCUGUACCAUACGGCCUCUAUCCACGAGUACAUUGGAUCGCUCGUCAACGCGAUAGAAAAGGCUGGAUUUGAUUACCGAUCAGACACGUUGUGGACGGAGUGGGCCAUAAUGCUAGUUAAGAUUUACAAUUGUAACUUAUUGGCACUUGGAAUGACCUCAGGGCUGCUUCCGGAUAUAUUUGCACAGGACCAAAACUUGUUGAAAACGCCGCUGGUGCCGAGUGAGACAGAGCAGCUUGUAUUUAGAUCUGCUAACUCACUUGACCCGUCAAAUAGAACGUACUUGGAAAUGUACGGAGAGUUAAACUCUCUGAGGAAUCUGUUCCACAGGUGGUUGAGGACGCCGACAAAUAAUAUGAGGGCACUGUGGGACUCGUAUUCAAUUUUUGAGAACACAGUUGACUCGACGGGGACUUUGUCCUCGAAGCUCCUGGGUGAGAUGAAGACAGUGAUUAACUUGACGAUGCGUUCGUACGAGAGAAUAACGGAGCUCUAUUCAAAGGUGUAUCCCAUUAAGCCUGCGUCGUACGAGGGAACGAUGUCAUCCCAGGAAAACGUCUCGGAGGCAGUGGGAUACUGGAUGGAGAUAAUCAUGUUCGAGGAGAGUAAUCCAAUGGAGGUGGACAAUGAGUUGGUGGUAGAAAGAGUAGUGUAUAACUUUGAGAGGGCCUUGUGCCCACUGGUGUUCUGCAGAGAGAUGUGGUACAGGUACUUCCAGUACCUGCUCUUCACAGACAAAAGGGAACAAGCAAUAUCGAAAAUAAAAAUGGCACUGGGCACGUACCUGAAGGAGGACGAUAAACUGCGCUUCGUACUGGCGCUGUAUUUGCAGGAGUCGGGGGAAGUCGACAAGGCACACGAAGAGUUUGCAAGUCUCGUGGCGCCAGGACUUAAGUCCUCAGAGCUCGACAGCGAGGUUAAGGAGGAGGUUAAGCUGCGAAGCCUGCUAGAGUGCAAGGACUACCUGGCCUACGAAAAGUCGGAGCUCGACGGAAUCGUGCACUACCUGAACUUCGUGAGGCGCGAAAUGGGAAACAGCGCCUGGAGAGAGCACGUGCAGCUAAUUCUGGCGAAGUCGGACCUGAACUCCUGGGAGCUCUACUGGUACGCAGCGAGCACGGAGCUGCGCUGCUUCAGAGACCACGACAGAGCAGUGCAGAUCCUGAAGCAGGCGCAGAGCAAGAUGGCGUUCAACUUCAAGUACAUGCUGCUCUUCUUCAACACGCUGCUGAACGUCGGAAAGCACAACGACGUGCGCAUACUGAUCUCGCAGCUCAUCGUCGGGUCCCUGGACAAGGGCUCGAAGAUGACGGAGGCGGACAGAGAAAAUCUAUGGAACUUUUGGAUGAACAUGGAGUACCUGUACGGCACGGCGGAGACGUUUGACAACGUGAAGAGCCUGUACCUGUCCUCGGUCGUCUCGAGUAAGCUGGGCAUCGACACUUUCACGGAAAAGUCGAAGCACACGACCGAAGUGCCCAAGUUCCCACUGUACUCGGACGUCGGAGAGGCGUUCAAGAAGUCGGGCUCGACCUCGAAAAGGCAGAUCGCAAACGACUUCAGCGCAAUAGUGGAGAGCAGGAAGAAGCUGUUCUGCUCAGGAGUGUCCUUUGACCACCUGGAUAAAAUAUUUAAGUUCAACGUGCUCCAUCACGAUGCCCCGGAGCCGAAAGGCGCCCAGCUUUCACCGGAGGCGCGAGGGCAUCUGGCUGCCCGGGACAUACUUGGCCCCGUUGCACCUGCGACUGAGGUUAAAAGGGAGUCCGAACACGUGGAAAACGAAGACAGGUUGCCGAGAAAGGAUACGAAGAAGGGAAGGGGCAAGAAGGCAAAGCCGCAGGCCUCGGAAAGGGGAGACGAUGAAGUGGUGCCUGAGGCCACGAGGGCCCACCCCGAGGAGCCAGUGUCGCUGGUAAAGUACGGGACAAGGAUAUCGAGGCCGAACGUCACAAAGCUCUCAGAGAUUGAGCCGAAGAUGACGACGUCCCUGGAGUCGCUGCUGCAGCUGCACGGCUCCAGGAGGCCGAUCAUGCCCCCGAAGUUCAGGACUCUGGACGCCACGAGCACGCCCUGCAAGGCGCUCUUCGACUUCAUAAGGAUCCUGCCCUCCUCCAGGGACAACAAGUUCUCGAACCUGUACGUGAACACGGAGUCGGUUGACUACCUCAUAAGGACCGUGGAGAACAUGGACCUGGACAACGUCGAAGUUGACCAGUACGAGCCACUUCCGAUAAACUUGGCGGCCCAGCUCAAGGAAACGGACGAGACAUUGAACGAAAAGUCCUUUGAGUUCAACCAGGGACUUGAAAACAUUCUGCGUUUCCUGCAGGACAACUCGCAUUUCGAGGACAAACCAGGGAAAAGACAAAGAAUCGCAAUUUAG